Messenger RNA from Scaptodrosophila lebanonensis, 890 nucleotides. RefSeq lists its product as uncharacterized. Bases 112 to 714 code for a protein of 200 amino acids. The transcript has a single exon. The record is from RefSeq and is a predicted model, not a curated record. NCBI's taxonomy places the organism in Eukaryota, Metazoa, Arthropoda, Insecta, Diptera, Drosophilidae.
GAACACUUUACAGCACUAACUGAUGCCACUUUUCAUAUCGGACUUGUUAUUUCCUGCCGUCGACUCAAUUCUUUUCUUCACACACGGCAUAUCGGAGCAAUUGCUCUAAAAAUGGGUCAGAGACAAAGCACAGCUAAUCAGGAAAACAAUACUGAGAGUAACGCUGCAGACAAUGCUGCGACCAACGAAGAGGACAACGAAGUGGACAACGGAGGGGACAACGAAGUGGACAACGACGAGGACGACGAAGUGGACAACGAAGAGGACGACGAAGUGGAAGAGUUAGACACACCUCGACCAGCGGCCAACCAAGGCGGACAAUCGCAAGAGUCGAUUGACGAAGACGACCGGUUAAUUGUUCAAGUUUUGUCCAGCUGCCCUCACCACAGUGUAAUCCCGCAUAGGGAUCAGUCCAUGGUGGUGGUGCGUCCUGGGAUGUUGGACAGACAGCGACGUCGCACCCGAUGGGGAGACGGCAUGGACGAGGUGAACGCGGAUCCGUUGCAUGAGGCGCGAGAGCUUUUCGAGAAGGAUCUCGAGGAGGAGCGCAUGAAGAAGUUCCUCGAACAGAAACUGGAGCGGGACAAGCUUCCAGAAGACACACCACUGCCAAUAUUCUUGCAAUAUCGGGAGCCAAAGGCCCCCUUCGUCCCAUCAGUAAACAUUCCGAAACGUAUGCACAAGAAGCAUAACCCUGCUUCGUUGAACGUUUAGGAAAAUGGGGAAAAUACAUUGGAGCUCAGAUCUAAUUGGUGAACACGAUAAAUACGCUGUACUUGUAUGCACACGUCCUGUUAAAAUAUUGAAAUAUCUACAUAUACAUACAUGUUAUUAAAAAUGGUGUGUGUAAGUUUCAUAAAUAAUACAAAUUCGAAGACAUGCAAAAAAUA